CGUGGUGCAUGAACGCUUGUAAAAUAUCUUUCUCACGUCUCCUCAUUAUUGUUUGACCAUACAUAAUCUAAUAAUACCAAACAGGCUUAAAGUACAUUUCACAACCAUGGCAUCAGAGGAUGAAGUGAAUUUGCUGGUGAUUGUAGUAGAUGUAAAUCCGAUAUGGUGGGGACAGCAAGCACAACGGGACACGGAGUUCACGCUGUCGAAGUGUAUAGAUGCUGUGAUGGUGUUGGGGAACUCUCACAUGGCGAUGAGCAGAACAAAUAAAUUGUGCAUCAUAGCAAGCCACUGUCAGGACAGCCACUUUCUGUACCCCUGUAAAAGCUGGAGGGGAGGGGACGGCCGUGAUGAAGACACCUCGUCCAGUGGAGAUGGGAAGUACGAGCUGCUGUCUGUGGCCAACAACCUGAUGGCUGACGAGAUCCGCAGCGUCAUGCUCAAAUCUAAAGUGAAAGGAAACUCCACAGACACCAUGCUGGCUGGAUCCCUUGCCAAAGCACUUUGUUAUAUUAACCGAAUGUCCAAAGAUCUGGAGGUUGGGCAGGAGAUCAAGUCUAAGAUAUUGGUGAUCAAAGCAGCAGAUGACUGUGCUCUGCAGUACAUGAACUUUAUGAAUGUGAUUUUCGCAGCUCAGAAACAAAACAUUCUGAUUGAUGCAUGUGUGCUGGACGCAGACUCGGGGCUCCUUCAGCAGGCCUGUGACAUCACUGGAGGCUUGUACCUGAAAAUUCCUCAGAAAGUGGCUUUGGCUCAGUACCUGCUGUGGGUGUUCCUGCCGGACUCGGAGCAGCGCAGUCAGCUGAUGUUACCUCCUCCGGCUCACGUGGACUAUAGAGCAGCGUGCUUUUGCCACCGCAACCUCAUCGAGAUCGGAUACGUGUGUUCUGUCUGCCUGUCAAUAUUCUGCAAUUUCAGCCCCAUCUGCACAACCUGCGAGACAGCUUUCAAAAUCCAGCUACCCCAGAUGGUCAAGCCCAAAAAGAAAAAGCUAAAGCCGUCUUGAUGAUAAUUAAUUUACUGUCAAUUUAAUUUUGGUAUUUAAAAACUAUAACUGCUAAUUUUUUUCAUUAAAAUACAAAAGCU
Messenger RNA from Periophthalmus magnuspinnatus, 1086 nucleotides. RefSeq names its product general transcription factor IIH, polypeptide 3 (gene gtf2h3). Gene Ontology annotation, cellular component: transcription factor TFIIH holo complex; transcription factor TFIIH core complex. NCBI's taxonomy places the organism in Eukaryota, Metazoa, Chordata, Actinopteri, Gobiiformes, Gobiidae. Bases 107 to 1006 code for a protein of 299 amino acids. Gene Ontology annotation, biological process: regulation of DNA-templated transcription; nucleotide-excision repair. The transcript is spliced from 13 exons. The record is from RefSeq and is a predicted model, not a curated record.